CGUGGCGGCCGGUGGGGGAGUCGCUGCGGAGCCUGCCCCUGCGCCCCGCCCUGCUUCCCUCCUGGGGCUUGGCCUGCGGGCGGGCGGGCGCAGGCCCCUCCUGGGGCGGGAAGGACACUCGUCCUUCUGGGACUGUUCCCUGCCGAGGCUGUGUGCACCCAAGCCUGGCUGGAGCGCCCCAACUUCCUGGGUGUGUCAGUGAAAGGAGAGCCGGGGACAUCCCGGCCUCCUGGCCGCUCUCCUGCUGGUAAUCGGCAGGAAUCAGCACUUAAGUCAUGGAAAGGCAUCUGCAGUCUGUUCAAAGUGAGCCCGCAACGAUGGUGGUGUCGCCAGCCAGCUCCGAGGCCCAGAUGGUGCAGUCACUGGGCUUCGCCAUCUACCGCGCGCUGGACUGGGGCCUGGAUGAGAGCGAGGAGCGCGAGCUCAGCCCGCAGCUGGAGCGGCUCAUCGACCUCAUGGCGAACAACGACGGCGACGAGGCCGGCUGCGGCGCGGACGAGGGCUACGGGGGCCCCGAGGAGGAGGAGGAGGCCGAGGGCGGCCCGCGGGCGGUGCGCACCUUCGCGCAGGCCAUGCGCCUGUGCGCGGGGCGCCUGACCGACCCCCGGGGCGCCCCCGCCCACUACCAGGCCGUGUGCCGCGCGCUGUUUGUGGAGACGCUGGAGCUGCAGGCCUUCCUCGCCCGCGUCCGGGAGGCCAAGGAGGUGAGCCCGGGCGGCGGCCUCCCGCUGCCUCUCGCCUUUGGCCCAGCCCCCACCGCCUGGCGGGGCCUGGGGGCGGGGACCUGGGUGGGGGUCCCCUUGCUGGCCCCAAGGCAGGCCGGGGCCACGCCCUCACGCCGGCCCUGCCCCCAGGCCUCGAGGGAGGGCUGUGCUGUCCGGAGCACAGUGCGGGCGGCAGGCGGCGGCCGGGCAGGCGGUCAGGCUGGUCUGCUGUGUCCCCAGGAGGAGGAGUCCCCGUGCGGGGAGUUGGCGCUGAAGCGGGACCGCUCCUUCUCGGAACACGACCUGGCCCAGCUGCGCAGCGAGAUGGCUGCCGGCCGCCAGCCGGCCUCAGAGCCCCCCGGAGGGCCAGCUCCGGCCGGGGCCCGUGGGAGCGUUGCCUGGGGACCCGGAGCCCAGGAGCAGGGCCUCCCUGCCGGGAGCAGCCAGGGUCCCCCUGACCCCCGCUCCGUACCCUGCGGCCACUGCAGUGCUGGGGAGGCUGGGAUGGAGGCCUCCCCAGCCCCUGAUGCCAGUCACCGCUGGAUGGAGUUCAGCCACCCCGCGGAGAGCCUGGCCCUGACGGUGGAGGAGGUGAUGGACGUGCGCCGGGUGCUGGUGAAGGCGGAGAUGGAGAAGUUCCUGCAGCACAAGGAGCUCCUCAGCGGCCUGAAGAAGGGGAAGAUUUGCUGCUGCUGCCGAACCAGGUUCCCGCUCUUCUCCUGGCCCUCCAGCUGCCUCUUCUGCAAGAGAGCCGUCUGCAGCUCCUGCAGCGUGAAGAUGAAGAUGCCGUCCAGGAAACUGGCGCACAUCCCGGUGUACGUGCUGGGCUUCGAGAGCCCUCUGCGGGCAGCGCCCGCGGCCCAGGCCAGGCUGACCCAGAAAAGAGGCGCCUUCCAGUCCCCGCAGGCGCCGCGCGUGGAGGAGGAGUUUCCGCACAUGUACGCGCACGGCUCCGUCCUCAAGGACGCGUGCGCCGACUGCGCCCACUUUGUGGCCGACGUGGUGCGCUCCAGCCGCCGGAGCGUGCGUGCCCUCAACGCCUCGCCGCGCCGCGCGCGCCAGACCCAGUCGCUCUACGUCCCCCACACCUGGACACUGGACUUCCAGUGACCCGGCAGGACCUGCACGGUGGCCAGGCCUCCGAGGGGAGCCGGGCUGGUCCUGGGCCAGGGAGACCCCCCAGCGUGCAUGUACAUAUAUAUAUACAGAUAAUGUUUCUACCCUG
Molecule: messenger RNA, 1929 nt
Organism: Condylura cristata (star-nosed mole)
Lineage: Eukaryota; Metazoa; Chordata; Mammalia; Eulipotyphla; Talpidae
Gene: SPIRE2
Product: spire-type actin nucleation factor 2
Exons: 10
Coding region: 276-1814 (512 amino acids)
Biological process (GO): Golgi vesicle transport; actin filament network formation; cleavage furrow formation
Cellular component (GO): cell cortex; cytoplasmic vesicle membrane
Molecular function (GO): actin binding
Source: RefSeq, a predicted model, not a curated record